AUGAUCAACUCAUUGAAGCAAUCUGUCACAAGCAUUACCAAGGCAGAAAUCAGGAAAAUGGCCUCUCCUUUUCACUUUCUGCAUUCUCCCAUGUUAUCACUUCAUCCCCCCCCUCUCUCUCUCUCUUUCUAUACAUUUUUCUCUUUAGUCAAUAGGUCUUCUGAAUUUUCUGUCUUUCUUUUUCAACUCGUCUAUAUCAACAUAUUCAUUCAUUCUUUUAUUAAUAAAUUAAUUUAUUUUUUCUCUCUUUCUUUUUUCUUUCUUUCUUCUUUCUUUUUCUUUCUUUCUUUCUUUCUUUCUUUCUUUCUUUCUAAUCCAGACACUUUUUCUUUCUUUCUUAACAAUCUAUAUGUAUUGAUCAGACUUUUAUAUCUUCCUUCCUUCAUUCAUUCAUUCAUUCUCUUUCUUUCUUUCUUUCUUUCUUUCUUUCUUUCUUUCUUUCUUUCUUUCUUAACAAUCUAUGUACAUCGAUCAUGCUUUCCUUCCUUCCUUCCUUCCUUCCUUCCUUCCUUCCUUCCUUCCUUCCUUCCUUCCUUAAUUCUCUUUCUUUUUCUCGAUCUUUCUUUCUUUCUUUCUUUCUUUCUUUCUUUCUUUCUUUCUUUCUUUCUUUCUAAUCCAGACAUUCUUUUAUAUCUUCCUUCCUUCAUUCAUUCAUUUUCCUUCCUUCCUUCCUUCCUUCCUUCCUUAUUCAUUCUCUUUUCUUUUCUUUCUUUCUUUCUUUCUUUCUUUCUUUCUUUCUUUCUAAUCCAGACGUUCUUUUCAAUCUAUGUACAUCUAUAUGAUCAUGCUUUCCUUCCUUCCCUUCCUUCCUUCCUUUUUUCCUUUUCCUUAAUUCUCUUUCUUUUUUUCUCGAAUCCAGACGUUCUUCUUUCUUUUUUCUUUCUUUCUUUCUUUUUCUUUCUUUCUUAA
Molecule: messenger RNA, 909 nt
Organism: Acanthosepion pharaonis
Lineage: Eukaryota; Metazoa; Mollusca; Cephalopoda; Sepiida; Sepiidae
Source: the annotation of a GenBank genome assembly